Messenger RNA from Magnolia sinica, 2930 nucleotides. RefSeq lists its product as uncharacterized. The transcript has 2 exons. The coding region runs from base 79 to 2400 and encodes 773 amino acids. The record is from RefSeq and is a predicted model, not a curated record. Lineage: Eukaryota; Viridiplantae; Streptophyta; Magnoliopsida; Magnoliales; Magnoliaceae.
AACAGAUACAAGUGUUGACUAAACACGAAUCCUUUUUAACAUAGAAGCAGAGUGAAGAAGAAAGAGGCAGUAGAAGAGAUGGGGUUGCAUGGGUGCAGCAGCAACGGCCACCUAGACGACUCCAAAUUCAGUGAGCCAUUGCCAUGGAUCGGGCUCUAUAUAGCAGCAGCCUCUCUGGCAUGCACCCUUGCCAUGGCCUACGAUGCCUUUCGUGCUUUCCAUCACAAGAAGCUUUGGUUCCCAAAUAGAACCUUCCCACUGAACGCUACUUCCUUGGCCCUUGUAGCCAUCGCCACAAAAAUACCCGUCGAUCUCAAUACGCCCAUGCCCCGCUGCCAGGAUCAGCUGACCAAGCUUAGCGGCACUGUCCUCAUCUGCACUGUGAUGGGCAAUUUCAUGCCGUCUUUAGGGGCGAUGGAAGUGUCUGAGAUGUUUGCAAACUUCAUUGCGCUGUGCAUUCUCGUCAUUACUGUAAUUGUCAACAUUGGAAUCCAAAUGGGUACUGGUGUGAUUUACGUUUUCAUACCCGAACAUGCUGCGAUCAUGUUUCUCAUGCUACUUCUGCUUGUUAUUUUGGGUUGCUCAGCUUUAAUCGUUCCCACCGCUAACCAGUUGCUAGAACAACAGUUCAAAAGCAAACAUCGACAGGUUUCUGAUAAUGGAUUGGAUAAGGUUGGGGUGUCUGCAAUUGAAAAACAGAAAGCGGAUGUGAAGAAGUAUUGGGUGAUGGCUGGUACCUCUAAUCCUCAAUAUGUUCUCGGGCGUUCUGCAUUGUCAACUGCUUCAGGAGCUUUCUGUCUCCUUGCUGCUCUGAUCUUGCUGGAAGCAAUGGUCAAGUCGCUUGUCACAGGAUCUUUCAACUUCUGCAGCGGCGAAUCUGACUACAAGUGGUCAAGUAUGUUCGUUUUAAUGUGUCAGGCGGUUGCAGUAGCAGUGGGCACCAUCGCCCCUGCUCUUAGAUGGUUCAAUGCUGUUGGCUUCCACAGCCUUCAUGAAAGAUCAGGGAGCUUCAGAGAUGAGUUCCGGGUAGAGACUUGGUGGAUUCUGCUUUUCAUCGAAGCCAAAGAGAAGCAUUUGCCUUUUGGGAUUAGCGGCAAGAGCAGCAGACGCAUUAGGAAGAUUGCCCACAUCUCCAAAAACCGAAUUCUUGAUCUCCUUAUAGCAAUCCAAAGUGCAGUGGUAUUGGUAAGCAAAUCCAUUCGUCUGGUCUCGGUAGUGUCCGUGUGCUCUCUCAAAAGGUUGUCUUCAUUUUUCCACUGCAAGAGAUUACUGACAAAGCUGGCACCCAGUGAAAGUAUGUUCAUGGAGAGAGGAAGUAUGUUCAUGGAGGGAGGGUCUGAGUCGGGGUCCGGCUCAAAUCUGAACCUGAGGGAUUUUGCACUUCAUCUCGAGGGGGAGGACUCACUGGUGAAGAUGAUUGCGAGAAAUGGAUGCGACUUCAUAGACCGAUGGAUAAGGAAUGGCACUAAGCGCGAACCAACUUACUUGAUAGAACUGCUAAGGAAGUCUACAGCUUCAGAAGGUUUCAAGGGAGUGGGCGAGUUUGACAGUGACCAGAUUCCCUCGAUAACAUGGGCAGAGCCUCCAAAUUGUUGGGCUCUGCCAGUGGUGACCCUCACAAGCAUUGCCAUCGCGCUUCCCAACACUGAUCCAUGUGCGAUCAAAUCGUUGUUGUGUGGAGUACAUGAAGGCCUCAGGUAUGUAAGGGUCGUGGAAAAGACAGUGGAUGCCGAAGGGCGAACUAACAUGAAGGUAGCUGCAGAUAGUGUCUGGGUGAGUGUCGAUAUUUACAAUUGCUGGCUCCAUGAGAAUCUUAGCAAAUUUGCCAGUGAAGGAAAAUGUUCUAAGAAGGUACUCGAAGAACUUGCAGAUGUCGGAAGGAAACUUGUUCUGGAGUUUACGAAUGGGAUUGGACAAAAUAAAAUCCCACUUGAAUGGCCUCCCAAGGUUUUGGCAGCCAAUUCGAUGUACAGAGUCUGUCAAACUAUUCUCCAAGAUUACAACAAAUUUGGGACAGAUCACAAAUUGCUUGAAUGGUUACAGAUGACAAUAGCCGAUAUAUUGGCAGCUUGUUUUACCAACUUACCACGUGUUAUAUCUAUGAAAUGUCUUUGCGGUGCCAUUGAAGUGAGGGCACUGAGCGUUUUGGAAGCAGCAUCUCUUCUUGGUGAAGCUGAAAACAUUCUAGCAACCAUUGGGCAAAAAGCGUUCUCCGAUCUGGACCCUAAUCAAAUGGCGUGUAUUGAUGAAUGGCGUUUGUGCAAGAAGAGGAACCCAUCAUGUGUCCUUCCUUCUGAUGAUGGAUACAAAGGGUCCUUUCUUGAUGAUGUUCUUGAUUGGAUAAGGUGUGCAACCUUCAUUUGGUCUCCGGUCCUGUUGUGCUAUUAUAGCUAUAGGUGAGUGCUGCAAUGGUGGCCCUGGGAGUCUCUACCAAAGGAACAUAAUUCGUGUUAAAGAAAGCAACCUAGUACAUGCCUCAUCCCAGCAGUUUGCUUAAUCAGUGAGUUUCUUCCAUCUCUACAUCAGGUUUCUUUUAAAGAAAGCAACCUAGCUCAUGCCUCAUCCAAGCAGUAUUCUUAACAUGUGAACUCCUGCCAUCUCUCUAAAUCAGGUUUCUAUCAUGCAACAUACACAAGUGCCGUCGACAUUAUUUUAACAACAAUUCCUUCAAUGUGAAGGAGGAGGUCACCUGCCAUCUGGAUUCAGUUUGGAGGACUUUCUUCAUUUCUCUCAAUGUAGAAUGGGGUUUCCACAUUUCCCAAGCAAAGCACUGUUUCAAAAUUGAAGCAUGGCAAACAUUCAAAAAGGCCACCUUAGCAUGAUCUCAGAUUGUUGCUUCUUUGAAUCAAAUCCCAAUCCUUUAAGUCAGUCUUAUUCCUAAUGUAUGCAUGAUUUAAUUUAUACAUAGAUAUCUUAUCCUUAUUUCCAAA